Messenger RNA from Astyanax mexicanus (Mexican tetra), 5577 nucleotides. RefSeq names its product claudin-20. The record is from RefSeq and is a predicted model, not a curated record. Lineage: Eukaryota; Metazoa; Chordata; Actinopteri; Characiformes; Acestrorhamphidae. Gene Ontology annotation, cellular component: bicellular tight junction; plasma membrane. Gene Ontology annotation, molecular function: structural molecule activity. Gene Ontology annotation, biological process: bicellular tight junction assembly; cell adhesion. The coding region runs from base 622 to 1353 and encodes 243 amino acids. The transcript is spliced from 2 exons.
CCCUCGCAUGCUCGUUUUCUCUCUCUUCCCCUGCCGAGGGACGCCUCUUCCUUUCAUUGUAGGCAAUAAAAAGGAAUUGCAUACAAAAGAGCCACAACGCCAAUCGGCGAGAAGCAGACAGCUGCCAAACCCAACGUGAACUGAGGCGUUUUCCUCUUGAUCCGAGUGUGUGUCGGGAGUCGUCGAAAGAGUCAUUCCCAUAUGGGGCUUCAAAGGGGGUCUAAACCCCCCUCUACGCCAGAGCCCGACCUGCAGCAAAGCGGACCGGAGGCUGGAGGGAUCCUGGAUUCUUGUUUGCAGCCAAAGGUGGCUAGUUUUUUCCCCUUGAUAUUAGCCAUCACUAUUGGAUACUAAGGACUAAGAACUAAUUGGACUAAAUGAAGCGAACAAAGGCUUGACGUUCUAUCAUUUGGUGGAUGCAGAUGAAGAUGAAAAUAGGAAAACAGCAAUAGGACAAACAGUCAUUGACUGACCACAUCACAAACAGGCAGGCGCCGGUGCUGAUGCUGAGGAGGCUGCGCCGCUGAGAGACGCAGCGGACGGACAGACAAGCUGACGGACGGGCAAGCCACGGGGCCAGCCUGGGUGAAUGGUGGCCGGGCGGAAGGACGCGGCGGCAGGAUGGCGUCCACGGGCACGCAGAUCUUCGCCUUCGUGCUGGCGCUCCUGGGCAUCCUGGGCGCCACGGUGGCCACGCUCCUGCCGAACUGGAAGGUGAGUGCGGACGUGGGCUCCAACAUCAUCACCGCCAUCUCGCAGAUGCAGGGGCUGUGGAUGGACUGCACGUGGUACAGCACAGGCAUGUUCAGCUGCACCCUGAAGUACUCUGUGCUGGCACUGCCCGCAUACCUGCAGACGGCCCGCACGACCAUGGUGCUGUCCUGCGUGCUGGCAGCGCUGGGACUGUGCCUGGCCUCCCUGGGCCUCAAAUGCACUCGCUGGGGUGGUGGACGGCGAGCCAAACGUCACGCAGCGCUGGCGGCGGGCACCUGCUUCCUAGCCUCUGGCUUCCUGUGCCUGGUGCCCGCGUCGUGGUACACCAACGAGGUGAUCGUCAGCUUCCUGGAUGCCAACGUGCCCGAAAGCAACAAGUUUGAGCCGGGCGGCGCAGUCUACGUGGCGUUCGUCUCGGCAGGCUUUCUCUUCGUCGGUGGGUCCAUCUUCUGCCUGUCUUGUUCGGGGAAGCGCCAUGGCCCUCAGGACCUGAUCUUACUCCCUCCGGACAAACUCCUGCUGCAGCAACAACAGCAGCAGCUGCUCCAGCAACAACACCAAGAGCAGCUCCAGCACCAAUACUGCUCCCUAUCACCGCUGGACAACAAGACUGGCUACAGCCUGCAGGACUACGUGUAAAGAAGGAAAAAAAAAAACAAACAGCCUCAGCUAGACACGUGUGAGCGAGGCGCUGCCGUAAAAACGCACAAACCCCUGGCUCUGGCGAUUACCAGAUGAAAGGGGGAGGUGGACAGCAACUUUGAUGCACUCCCUCCUCCCUCUUCUCCCCCUUUUUUCUGAUCGGCAAGCACAAGCGGUAGUGGAGGUAUUCCCUAAGCAACGUCUUGGAACAGACGGAUCGUGAAUACUGAGGCAGCAGCAGCAGAUCUGCUGCGGGGAGAGCGCUGCGGUAGCAGCCGAAGCUGAAAGCAAUGACAGAGACGGAGGGAGAGAGAGAGAAAGAGAGAGAGCAGACGAUAAAUAAAAUGCAGAUAUCCGGUAUCCAAGCAAAUCGUAUUAAGAGUUCCUUGGGGAGUGGAUUAGCUAUGAGGAAAUCUUUCACUAUACCCCAUCCCCUUCCCAUCCCAAUCCCCCUUCCCUUACAUCCCAUUCCCCAAAGAUUAGAAAAUGAAAAGCAAUCAUUUAGCUGCUAACAAUCUUUUGGUAACCUCUAUUUUAAAGUAAGUCGGCAAUAUGAUGUCUCUUUGAGGCAAUAGUACGGGAAAGCCAGUUUGCAAGCCUUUCAUGGUUUUCUGGACCUGUCCACUUUGAGUAACAGUAGAACUAAUGAAAUGUCUUGUCUUAUUUUGGUAGCUGAUAGAAUGAUUGAUAUCCUGCCUAAGCAUGCUGACUGGAGCCUGUGCAUAAUGCAGCAGAAUGCCUGGUAGAGAACGAGUCAUAGCCACAUUGCCUGUGCCUAUAUAAAAAGAGAAAGAAAAAAAAGCUGUAGAAUAUUAUAGCGCUGGAAUUGUUUUGGGGGGGGGGGGUUGGGGGGUUUGGUAGACGUGACGAGAGAGUGAAUAGGGGUUGCUGGGUCAGGUAUGAGAAACUCGCACUCUGGUUGGCACAUCGAGGAUGGGACGUGAUGCCUGUACGUGAUGAGACACGGACAAUCUGACGUGUUGCUGUUCCAACGCUUUCUCAUUUAGCCCCCCGCACAAAAUCAAGCUGAGGCUGAGGCUGAGUGCAUGCUGCUCGCUGCUCGCUCACCCACACACAAACAAAAAAAGUGUACACCCGCGCAUACAUAUACACACACUCGAACUUACACACACACACACACACACUGAAAGAGUGAGCUGCAUGUGUGUGCUUUUUACUCGCGUCGCUACUCACUGCCAUGGAAACAGAGUCCUGCACCCAAAUAUGUGUAUACAUCGUCUGGGGGGCUGUGUCACUCUUUGCACUGCAGGCGGGCACUGUGCUUCUGUUGUCUCACAGUACUGGAGGCUGUUUUUUUUCUCUCAAGUCACUCCAGUCCAAAAGGGAUCAAUGUCUGGAGAGAAAACACCCACUUCACCCCUCUCUCUUGAGGCAUGAGGACCAACCCCAGCUGCGCAUUCACCUUCAUUUGGACAUUAUCAGCAGCCUGCCAAUCAAACAAUUCUGCUGCUUUAAAGGAGCUUCAAAGGCUAUGCUCAGACUGCCAGGCUGAAUACUAUAUAACAAUAUUUUCGGCAUAUCUAGAUUGUAUCUAGAUUGAUUUUCGAUAGCCUGCACAGGCAGAAACCACAUGAAAACACAUUUGGAGAUGGUUUGAAAUGCAAUUACACUUGGAUUUGUACUGUACGUUAAUACUGUGGUAUUGUGGUUUGUUGGUGUGGUGCAGUGGAUAACAUACCUGCCAGUGAGACUGGGGCUCAAUUCCCUGUCUGGGUGACUGAAUGCUGUGCUACACUAAUAGCCAAAAGUUCUUGGGCUAGACUCCUAAUUCUAAAUUGGCCCACCUCUUUCAUUUAAAUAAUUACUCUUGAUAAAAACGUCAGCUAAAUGCCAUAAAUGAAAAUGUACUAGACGUCUCAAUCUGGAUGCUAUGGACGCUUAAAUCAGAAUUUUGCGUUUAUUUUGCAUCACCUGAUGGAACAGACUCGACCAUAGCCUACCACAGAGUCUGUAAAAAUGUUCCCCAGAGCUUUAAAAAAGAAAUUGGGAAGCCACCUAUCAAGGGACUACAUGUUCCCAUUGGUUAAUUCUUUGCAGAUGGCACUGCACAAACACUGCAAAGACAGUGAGGCUGAGCAUGUCUACAGCAUGGAACUUUGCAUUCAUUAUGUACCUGCAGCAACCUGCAUCGCUGAAUUUGUCUGUUGCAAUGAAAAAGUUUGAUCCUGUAACUUUGCGAUAGGGCGAUUGUUUGAAGGGCCAUAUGAUGCACCUUCUAUUCUAUUUCUUUGGCUUCCAUGUAUAAAAGCUACACCAACAGCUUGGCGACUGACACCUAUAUCAGUACCUAAGAAACCCAUGCAGAUAGGUUUCUGAUGUCUGGAAACACCACUCCAAUCUGAAUUCAAUCUGAUCUUACCAGAUCACAUCUGAAACACAAAUCGGUUGCUGUUUGCCUGCAGUCUGAACAUAGCCUAAAUAUAAUACUUUAACUCCGUAGAUCUUUCAACAAAGAUCUUCCAAAGCCGUUAUUUACCUAAAAAACACUCUGGACGACUCUGGUUGACUCUGUUUUUCGAGGCAGUGAGGCUGCAGUUUUUCACGCUCUAAGUGUCUUCUAUCUGUGAUCUGCUGAUGUCCACUUUUUACCCAAAACUGCACUUUUCCCCUCGAGAUUCGAACAUCUAUUUUAACUUCCGAAUGCGUCAGCAGUACAUCUGCUGUCAGAUUCCCACCUGCAGCAGACCACUCUUCGUCUCUCAGCGCCAUACUGCCAUACUCAUCCUCAGUCUGUUUUUCCUGGCUGGAUGAGUGCAUAUGGAUGCUGCCUCAUGCAGCCAGGAAGGAACAGUUGCAUGCUGUAAGCACGUUUUGCAGUGCAUGUACACACUCGAUAUUCGCGAUUUCACAACUCCCGUGCCUGUGUGCCUGUGUGUGUGUGUGGGUGUAUGUGUGGGAUGGUGUGUAUGCUGGGUUUUGAAGCUACUGUAGUCAUGCUUCUCUUCUUACUUUGCUGAGGGGAGGAAUGCAUCUCCCAUGUUGCUGCUCUGCUCUGGCAAAGCAAGCUUUGGCAGUGACGGAUGGCACAGUGCAUUCUUCCUCUCAAACAGAUUUCCCACGGGUGAGCAGAUGGCUAGGCCCAGCUCGCCCCCUGCAGGCAGCCGUGGGCAUGCUGAGUGGGCACGGCUGAGCGCCGCACUGCCCUUCUGGGGCGGAUUAGCCCACCCUUCAGCCAACAAUGUCAGCACCUGGGCCAUGAUAACUACCCCAUGCACACGUUACUCAAUGCAAUAAGUACCCCUCCUCCCCCCUCAUGUUAACCAUACACUGCCAUGUUUCAUUUGAGAAUGUGCCAAAUCCAUGUCUAUUUUUGCAAUAUGUAUCUAUAUGUACUGUGUUCUGCUUGCCAAAUGACUGAAGUGAUGAAGGUAAUAUGAUUAUGAUUUAAAGGAUCGUCCUCUGUCCUGUCAGGUACGGAAAGAUGGAUGUUUACAUAGCACCAACAUGAUGACCAAUUCCAGGUUUUUUCGUUCUAUUCCGAGACAGUCAUUCCAUCAUAAACUAAAAAAUGUUUGUGUCGACUAGGAGAGGCUUUAAAGAUUCAGGAUAUUUAAAGAAAUGUUUUCCAUGCUUUGGGAUUCCUUUUUACGUACAUUCCACAAAGCAGUAUUUAUCGCCAAUUUGGCAGCUUGUUAUUUUGUUAUCUUCUGUGUUCUAAUCUUUUUGGUUUGUUCGAGAGAAUAUUAUGCAGUUCUGAUCUCAGUUCCAACACCCAGGCAUGUUUAUAGUGAAUCUUCUUUAUAAGAAGACAACACAUUUUACACCUUUUCUUGUGUAACCCCAUUUUACUGCGGUUUUAUUUUGGUGAAACAUUGAGAAAAAGAAAAAAAAAACAACAACACAAAGAAAGGCAGAUGAAAUGUAAAUAGUACUAGUGUGGAGAGAAUGCAAAUUUUGGUCUGGUAAAGUGUACCAGUCUAAACUAAGAGUAUAUAUAUUACAGUGUAGCUUGUUAUUAUUAGCACAUUAUAACAUGAGCUUCAAGUGGCCUAAGCAAAACAGAGCGGCCCCUGGUUCUGUUUGGUGACAAAUUCUAAUGGUUCUCAAUUGGAUAACUGCAGCUAAUUCUUUUCGUGAACGCUUCAGCACUUUUUGAUUUUGCAGAGAAUCGAGGUUUAAAAUGUUUAUCUACUGUUGUUUCAGUCUGCUUGUGCAAGUAGUUAUAUUUUUUAUUAAUAAAACUAUUUUGUGGAAGCAACA